ACUUAAACCCCAGUUGGCACUCCAGCACACCGUUACUCCCGAUACCCGGUUUGGGCUAGCCGGUCCAUUCCUCCCGAACUUCAACGUAGCACUGCUGAAGCCAUCUGCACCCGUGUCUGGCUGGGGCUCCGCUGAUAAACGAGGAUAAGCAGGACCGGCAUGAAGAGGCAUGCCGGAGACCCCACCCAGAAGCCACGGGGAAUUGAUAAACAUGGCACGAGACCCGGGCCACCAUGGCUGCCGUGCGAGUGUCAGCCCUCCAGCUUUGCCUGCAGACGACGACACCGAGAGUUGCGAGAGGAGACCGUUGCUGCGGGAGGAGAAUCGAGACGCAGAAGAAGACGACGAGCCCUCAGACACCGCAUCGAGUCGACAACAAGGAGGACAGCGCAAGGCCAGCUAUAGCACAUUCUCUCCUUCGUCGUCGUACAAGAGGAACAGGCCAUCAGCCUCACAGCCCAGCAUGGCAGCGGACAGCCUCACCAAGCAGCCCACCGCCGAGGAUGCGGACGACGGCAUCACCAAGCCCGUCAUCGGGCAGACGGAGACGACGGCCCACGCCAUCCAGGCAGAGCACGAGCUCACCUUCACCCAGGCGUGCCAGCUGUACCCCAAGGCCAUCUUCUGGAGCGCCUUCGUCUCCCUGGGCGUCAUCAUGCUGGCCUUUGACCCGCAGCUCCUCGGCAACCUGUACGCCACGCCGCAGUUCCAGCGGGACUUUGGGUACCCGUACGAGGGCGGCUACAUCAUCUCGGCCGCCUGGCAGACCGGCCUGUCCAUGGGCAACCCGGUGGGCCAGGUGGUCGGCGCGCUGUUCGCCGCCUACCCGAUGGACCUCUUCGGGCGCAAGUGGACCUUUGCCGCGUGCGUCGUCCUCACCGGCGCGCUGGUCUUCAUCCAGUUCUUCGCCCGCAGCCUCGAGGUGCUGCUGGCCGGCGAGCUGCUCGGCGGCCUGGUCCUGGGCUGCUACGUCGUCAUCGCGCCCGCGUACGCCAGCGAGGUGUGCCCCGUCGCCCUGCGCGGCCACCUCGCCAGCUACGUCAACCUGUGCUUCGUCAUGGGCCAGCUCAUCGCCAACGGCGUCACCGCGGGCACGCAGACCAUGGACGACCACUGGGCCUACAGCCUGCCGUUUGCGCUGCAGUGGGUCUGGGUCGUCAUCAUCGUCCCGGGCCUGUUCUUCGUGCCCGAGAGCCCGUGGUGGCUGGUCCGCCAGGGCAGGAGGGAGGAGGCCGAGGUCUCGCUGCGGCGGCUGGCGAGUGAGAAGGUCGAUGUGCUGGCCACGCUGGCCAUGAUCGAGGAGACGGACCGGCUUGAGAUGGAAAUCGAGUCCGGGAGUACGUAUUGGGAUUGCUUCCGCGGUGUCAACCUGCGCCGGACGGAGAUUAGCUGUGGGGUCUACUGCACUCAGGUUCUGAGUGGGAUCUAUCUCAUCAACUAUGGAACUUACUUCUUCCAGCUUGCUGGGCUGCCCACGAGUAUGGCGUUUGGGAUGGGGAUUGUAUUCUUGGCUGUUGGCUUUGUCGGCACGAUCCUGUCCUGGUUCCUCAUCAUCCGCUUUGGUCGCCGGUCCAUCUACCUGUGUGGUCUCGCCGCUCUCGUCUUCCUCAUGCUCCUGAUCGGUAUCCUCGAUUGUGUCCCCGGCCGCCCAAGCGGUGUUGCGUGGGCCGAGUCCUCGCUUAUGAUCGUCUGGAACUUUGCCUUUGAUCUGUCUGUUGGCCCGAUCUGCUUCAUUAUCAUCUCCGAGGCUUCUGCCACGCGAGUGCGAUCCAAGUCCAUCGCUGUGGCCACUGCCGCGCAGGCUAUUGUUGGCAUCGUGAUGACCGUCGGCAUCCCAUACAUGAUCAACCCGGAUGAGGCCAACAUGCAAGGGAAGUUGGGAUUCUUCUUUGGGGGGUUGGCGGCGCUGUGCUUUUUCUGGGCGUACUUUCGUAUCCCUGAGACCAUGGGGCGGACGUUUGAGGAGCUGGAUCUGUUGUUCGACCGGAAGGUGCCUGCUCGACAGUUCAAGGACUUCAAGAUUGAUUUAGCAGAGACUUGAUCAGGGGGGGGGAAGCUGUAAUGACUGUAUAUGAUCUCGUGGAGCACAACCAAUGGGAUGUUAAAGGGC
Diaporthe batatas is the source of this 2110-nucleotide messenger RNA. RefSeq lists its product as uncharacterized. The record is from RefSeq and is a predicted model, not a curated record. Gene Ontology annotation, molecular function: carbohydrate:proton symporter activity. NCBI's taxonomy places the organism in Eukaryota, Fungi, Ascomycota, Sordariomycetes, Diaporthales, Diaporthaceae. Gene Ontology annotation, biological process: transmembrane transport; carbohydrate transport. The transcript is spliced from 2 exons. Gene Ontology annotation, cellular component: membrane. The coding region runs from base 170 to 2041 and encodes 623 amino acids.